Molecule: messenger RNA, 2551 nt
Organism: Melanotaenia boesemani (Boeseman's rainbowfish)
Lineage: Eukaryota; Metazoa; Chordata; Actinopteri; Atheriniformes; Melanotaeniidae
Product: profilin-2-like
Exons: 3
Coding region: 228-647 (139 amino acids)
Biological process (GO): regulation of actin filament polymerization; positive regulation of actin filament bundle assembly; actin cytoskeleton organization
Cellular component (GO): cytoplasm
Molecular function (GO): actin binding
Source: RefSeq, a predicted model, not a curated record
CGGAGUGAUUCGGUUAGGACUACACCCAAGCGCCUGUCUGAUUGCCGCGGCUUCUCUUCGUUGCCUAGACCAGAAGAAAGCCGGGACGUGACGGAGCCGGGGGGGUUUUGCUUUCUGGAGGCCCGUGAACCACCGAUAAAUACAGCUUCCUAGCAGUUUUCUUUUCGUCAUUCAAGAGACGAUUGUGAUUUAACUUAACCCAGCUUACCUUUUCCAAUUUCACAAACAUGACCUGGCAGAGCUACGUGGAUAACCUGAUGGCUGAUGGCAGCUGCCAGGACGCGGCCAUUGUUGGAUACACGGACGCCAAAUACGUCUGGGCUUCUCACAUCGGCGGUACCUUUGCCAACAUAACGCCCGAUGAAAUCGAUGUGGUAAUAGGAAAGGACCGAGAGGGAUUCUUCACCAGUGGGCUGACCUUAGGCAAUAAAAAGUGCUCAGUAAUCAGAGACAGCCUCCAAAUUGACGGUGACUGGACAAUGGACAUCCGGACAAAGAGUCAAGGAGGAGAGCCAACAUACAAUGUUUCUGUAGGCAGAGCAGGCAAAGCAUUGGUUUUUGUCAUGGGAAAGGAAGGUGUCCAUGGAGGGCAGCUGAACAAGAAAGCAUUUCAGAUGGCUGAGUACCUGAGGAAGUCCGGAUACUAAAGCAGCCUGUGCCCAGCUACCUAGCCGCUCACCCUUACCACCCUGUUGCAAUUCACACUACUUCCUGUCCUAGUUUGUAGUUUGUUUGUUUUUUUUUUGUUUUUUUUGUUUUUUUUUCCUGCCUUCUCUCCACCCUAUUAUACUUUUUUUUUUUUUCUUUUUUUUUUAUAUAUAUAUAUAUAUAUAUAUAUUCAUCCCUUCCCUUGUUCCCUUCACUUGCACUGUGUAUUAAGCCCCCUUUAAGCAUUAAGUUGAUCCAUAACAAAGAUGAGCAUGUUGCUAAACAGGAUGUCAUGACAAAUCCAUUAACAAGACCAGCAAAACGGAGCAUUUGGGCUACAGUGUCAAUUUGAACUAGAUCUUACUUUCUUCUUUGUUUGAUGGUACCUAUCUUUAUCCUCCCAGACCCCGGUCAUAGACACUCCUUCCCUGAGCAGCUUAUGCCUUUUGGAGCACUUGAGCAGUAACAUAGCUCAUCAUGUCUUCCUUUUAUUUCCUCCUCGUCCAGGAGGGGAGACUAUGUGCAUAUCUCGGACCACUGUCAUUUCCCACACUCACCACUACACAUCCCUGUUUUAGGCUGUCUCUUGCCAAAUUUCUCAGUACCUCCCUAUUUUUGUUAGCUUAAACGAGGCGACACUACAAACUUCCCAAUAGAUUUUAUCUAACACUACCCCCAGAGUUCCAUCUCUCGUCACUGUAAUGUCCUGAUUGCAUUUAUAUAAAGGGGAGGGGUAGUCUCUGCAUGGGAUCAGUUCGGUUAGCCAUCAUGAACUAAUAUUGUAAAUGAUGGUGUCAUUCUGAUGCUGGUAGCAUCUCUCCCUGGCAUCACGACCUCCGUGACUACACUAAACCCAUGGACAUUCCACAGUAACAAUGGCUCAGGCACUUAAUACUGUUUUGUUUGCGAGCUCCUGUUUAAAAAAAAAAAAAAAAUGAAUAAAUAAAAAAAAAAAAAUGAAACCCUUUUGAAAGCCUGCCAUUUCUUUUGACAGUAGAUAUCCCAGCAUAUAACCACCUGGAGUGUGUCCAGUUUAACUUUUUUUUUUUUUUUUUUUUUUUUUUUUUUUUUCUUCUUCUAUAGGACCAAGUGUAGUCGUAGCUUGGGUGUUUAUACAAUUGCUCUAAAUUAUGGGAAGGAUGACUUUUUUUUUUUUUUUUUUUUUUUUUUUUUUUUUCCCCUUUCCCCCCCCCCCUACCCCUGAUUAAACUAACAGUAAUGCUAUGGUUGAACUGAAAAAGCUACAGGGCAGGUAAGGGUGGGAGUAUCUAAAGAAAAUCCUCAUGUCUAGAAGAAAAAAAUGCAUUUGUACAAACCCAUGCUGUGUUGACAACUACAUAACUGUGGAAUAAAUUGCCUUCUACUUUAUAGUCAGCUGAGCUCUGGGGUAUCACAUGGUCUGUCCAUGCUCAGUACUGCUAACUGUAAUGUCCAACUGAUAAAUGACUAACUUAAAGUAGAAAUGACACUCAAUGGGAGACGGAUUAGUUGGAACAAUGAUGCUCAUGGUUGUCUUGUCAAAACGUAACUACAGAACCUGUGUAUCCUGUGCCAUAAUGUAGAGAUCUGUUGUAAGAUGGAUUUUACCCACUGUUCACUAAGGAGUCAUCCACAUUUUUUUGUUUUCUUUAAAGCUUCAGCUCCACUAUUUAGGCCUUGUGGGAUAUGUGUACUCAUUUAAAAAAGAAAAAAAAAAAAGCUGUUUCAAGUCCUGUUUGCCGAUUUGUUCAUUUUUCCUUUCCUCACUUUUUUUUUUUUUUUUUUUUUUUUUUUUUCCCCCCCUUUGUUGCAUCUGGGAUACAGUCUUUUAAUGCAUCUGAUUUCAUAUGCAUAAACCAAGAAUGCCAUAAAUUGAUUUAUCACCUUGUUUACAGACAGAUCAAAUAAAUUUAUUCCAACCAGA